This is a messenger RNA of Aplysia californica (California sea hare), 610 nucleotides long. RefSeq lists its product as uncharacterized. The transcript has 4 exons. Bases 155 to 595 code for a protein of 146 amino acids. The record is from RefSeq and is a predicted model, not a curated record. NCBI's taxonomy places the organism in Eukaryota, Metazoa, Mollusca, Gastropoda, Aplysiida, Aplysiidae.
UGCUGGAGAGAUUUCUGUCAGACGCAGAUAGUUCCUCCAACUGAUCUAGUAUAAAUAUCGGAAAUUUGACAGCGAUGAUCAAAGCAAGAGACAAACCAAGAGAACAGACUCAACACUCCGUUAUCUCACCGCAGAACUAACUAUCUACACAAAGAUGAACGUCUUAGCCAUUUUCUCAACUCUCAUGGCCGUGGCUUUGGGCUUCCACACUGGGGGUCACUCUGGAGGUCACGGGGGUUUCAGUGACGUCAUCAAGCGACCUGUGGUCUCCCGGAGAGACGUGGCCGCCGUGACCCAGGAUGACCUGUAUGACGUCAUCAAGGAGGUUGUGGCACAGGCUCACGCAGGUACAACAUCCGAGGACCUGACACAGGCCGCGGUCAAGGUCAUAGCCCAGGUGGACAACCUGUUAGCCGCGGACAACUCUCCAGUUGACCCCAGUGACGUACGUAACCUCAUAGAGGUCAGCUCUGCACAAUUUGGUGCACAGACUGCAGUCUCAGCGAUUUUUGACGGUGAGUACGCUAUGUUUAUAAGAGGAUUUUCCCUUCAGUUUAGUGGUAGAUGGUGCACACAUUAUAUGUUAAUAUUAUAGGAUGACUACAGGGGA